AUGAAGACCAUCGGCACAGCCGCAGCUGCAGCCGCAGCAACAGCACCGGACUCAGGCAACGGCAACGGCAACGGCCUCACCACACAAAAUUUCGCGGAUUCGCGAACAAAACACCACCAGCACACCAGAGCUACUCCUGGCCCUGCUGCGGCUGUGCCGGCGGCAUCAGGCUUUGCCGUCAGCGGCGCCGCCUACCCCUACCGGUUUCACACCGCGGGAACCUCGUCACCCACCGGCGGCGACGGCGGCGACGGCGGCGGCGGCGGCGACGUGAAACUCCUCACCAUAAGUACGGACGAUCCGAUAGUGACCCACGUCACGGCGGCGUUGGACUUCAACUCCAAGGCCAUCCCCGCCGCUGCCGCGGCGACGCCGCCGCCGCCGCCAUUGACGCCUCCGUCACAACUCUUUCCUGCCCGCUUAAGUCCAGACUCCGCCACCGCCACUCGAUCCUCCGAUCCGGGCAUGAUCCAACGACCGCCGCACAACGGGCAUCAUACCUCCCAGUCCGGCGUGCCGUCGCGGUUUGUGCGCAACGUAAGCAUAUCGGUGGCGGGACAGGCGUCUGCGGUGGAGCCACCGCCGCCGCCGCCGCCGCCGCCGUUGCCUGGUUCUGGAGCUACGUCCGGCGGCAGCCCAGCUCUCCUCAGAUCCGGUUCUUUCGGAUCGGACGAGGCCGCUUCCGACACCGGUCGUACGAUCUCGCGUCCGGGACAUGGCGCCGUGAGCGCCAGCGGCAGUAUUGCGGGCAUGGCGGGAAGCGGCGGCGGCGGGGGCGAUACGGCAAUCCUGGCGUCCGGAGCUGGAGAGCGCGGCAGCGGCGCAGCGGCUUCGCCGUCAUUCCGGCGGCAGCAAAGCGGCGGCGGCAGCGUUGCGGCUUCACCAUCGUUCCGGCGGCAGCAAAGCGGCGGCGGCGGGGCCCUAAGUGUCACCUUCAGUACCCGGGCCUCCGUUACCAGCUCCAACGGCAGCCAUGUACUGCCGCCGUACGGCGGCGGCGAAGAUUCGGGAUCCCAGGGCGGUCGUUUGUUGCAUGCAGCGCACGAAAGGGCCAGCGCCGGCGGCGGGAGCGGCGGAAGCGGGCGGCGCCGCGGCGGCGGAUGGCUGCGGGGCUUAGGUUCCUGCUUUGGCGGAGGUUCCUCGGAUCGACUGGUUGGGUACCACGGCGAGGACGACUUGGCUGUCGUGGCCAUGCAGCGUCGGGAGAACCUGCAGCACCAGCGCAAGGGGGGCGGGAGCUCCAGGCGGCUGUCCAAGGCCAUGUCAGACACCUUCAUGGUCAGGAGCUCAAGACCGAUCGCAGCAACAGCUGCAGCAGCUGCGGUCGCGAAUGGCGGCGGUGGCGCCUCCGGGCCAGGUGCUGGCAGUAGCCGCAAGUUGCAGCCCAUGCUGUCUCUGCAGCCCCAGAAAUCCAUCCUCAAGUCCAGCAGCAGCCUAAAGCGCCGGGCGGGGGAUGGCGAGCCGGCAUUGGUGAAGCGGAAAAGCUCUUACGGUGACGGAGGCGGCGGCGGUGGCAGCGUCGUUGGCGGACGACCCACCAUCACAAGUCCAGUCCGGCCUGACACUUCCAGUCCAAAUAAGUCCUUCCGCGGCGGCAACGGUUCCCCGUUGGGAGGUGGCUCCGAAACCGGUUCACCGGCUAACGGCAGCGGCAGCGGUAGCAUCGGCAAGGCCCUGCUUCGCAAGUCCAGGUCACUUCAGUUAACUACACAUGCACGGCUUGGCGGCGGAAGCCUAGGUACGACUGGACUGGCGGCGGCGGCGGGGGGAAUGCUGGAAUCAGGCACCGUCGGCAGAGCGGCCCCGCCGGUGGCAAUUUCGGCAUCGGGCGUGCCGCCCGCUGCCAGCAGCUGCGGCGGCGGUGACGUCGCCGGUAACGGUGGCGAGGUCUUCGCCAGCCGGCCUUCGCUCGUACAAAGGAUGAUCACCCGACAGCUCUCUAGAGGGGCCAGCGGCGGCGGCGGCGGUGGUCCUGGAGGUACUCGCAGCAGCAGCCCUGGGGCCGCUGGGGGCAGCGGAGCCGGGAAUUCCCCGAUGGGCCGGGUGACGUCACGAAAUGCCGUACUGCCGCUGCCAUCCCUUCAAGUGGGCUUUGGGGGCGCCAGCGACCGCGGCGCUGAGGAAGGAGAGUCCGUGCCGCCGCCGCCGCCGCCGCCGCCGCUGUCGUCACAAACGCCGCGGAGCCUAGCUUCCUUCCGGCGUUCAGCGGCAGGCGAGUCAGCGUCGGCGGCAGGAUCGGAAGCUCAGACGCCGUCAUACCCGUCGUCGCCGUCGUACCAACAGGAAUCCUUGCCGCGGCGCCGCCCGGCGAGCAGGACGAGCAAGCUGGCGGCCGGCGUCGGCAUCCAGCAGCUGUCGGAGGAAGGUGCUGCUGAUUGCUUUGACAAUCCGUUGUACAUCAAAGCGGAAAGGAUGACGGCGCCCGCCAGGCAGCUUGCUGGACUGAUCGGAGCGCUGACGUCGGCGUCGGCGGAGCUGUCGUACCCGUCAUCGCCGAUGGGUGUCGGCGUAAGCGAUCGGCGGAGGCGAGUCACGGUAGGGGGCCUCCAGAUCGCGACUAAGACAAACGGCAGUGACGUUGACGGCGGCGGCGGCGGCGGCGGCGGUGGCGGCGACGGCGUUAGCGCACCGGCGCCAUUACUGGGUAACUUGCCGGCCGGUUCUGAGUCCGGCCGUUGGCGCCUGCGCGUGAUGCACGCCAUGAAGGAUCGCGCGGAGCUGCCCCCCGAAGGCCUUACGUCGCCACAGCCAGAAGGCGACAGCGGCGGCGCUGUCGCUACAGCCACCACUGGAGGUGCACUGGACGCACCCGAGGACUCGCAGAUUCCAUCAUCACGCUUCCGCCUGACGAAGUUCUACAGCCUUGGCCGUACCGUACAUCGCCCGUCGGACAGCUCCGAAGGACCGCUUGUACUACCAUUACGGCAGCAGCGCCCGGCGCUGGCGGCGGCAGCGGUGGCGAGCGCGCAACUCACAGCCGCCGCGCUGCGCGCAUCGGCGGAGGCAGCGCUGGACCAUGCGCGGCACGUAAGCUGUAACGGAGGCGGCACCCCGAGCAUCAUCACACCGGCACCCGCCGCUACCGCCUCCGCGGCCGCGGCUGUUGCGGCCGCCGCCGGCACCGGCUUCAAUGACGCGGCCCCAACCUUGACGGCGGCGGCGCCGCGCGACAGCCUGGAAUCCUGGGUGCGAAUUCACAGCCGCCGGUGCGCCGCCGACAGGGGUACGGCACUAGGGCCGUUGGAUCCGUUGGACGAGCUGUCGGAGGUGACGAAGUUUGGAGCGCCGCCUCCGCCUCCGCCUCUGUCGCAGCCAGCGGCGGCUGAAACCGCUGGUGAGCCUGGGCCGCUGUCGAUGCCGUACCUGCGGGGCGCCGUACCACAGUCGCUGCAGCGCGGCGGCGCACGCCUGAGUCCCGAACCGGCGGCGGUCCAAAUGUGGUUGCACCGUAACGACCGCUUCCUGGUUCCGGAGCAAGAAGAGACCUCGGAGGCCCCACAGCUGCCGCUGCGGCAGCAUGGCGGCCUGCGCUCCAUUCUGGGGGCCCCUCAUACAAUCACUCCGCAUGAGCGACGUGCAUUUCCAGUUCGAAUCUUUGGUAUGGUGUCUGAGCGCAUCUUCGAUAUGAAGAAAGGCUGGAUGGCUUUGGAGUCGUGGGACAAUUGUGAAGGCCGGCUGGGCUGGGUAUCGGGUUGCCGCGACGCGAUGCGAUGCGAUGCUGAGUGGUGGCGCGGCAGUGCACCUCACAAGUCCUCGCCCUCGCCUUCACAUUCCACCUCCACGGCCCCAUCCUUCUUACCCUACAGCAACAACAGCAACAACAAGAACAACGACGCGACAUCAUCAUCACCAGCAGCAGCAGCAGGAGCAGGCGCAGUACUACCAGCAUCGUCCCCCCAUCAGAAACAUCGGCACCAGCGGCACCGCAUUCUCAACCUCCCAUUUCCACCUACCGACACACGCAACAUAGACAUGCCUUGCCCAGUGCCCGCGGGCCACGUGUCUCCCUUCAGCAACGAUUGGGAGACGCUGGUUAGCGGAGAAUGCCGUACCACUGAAUGGCCGCAGAUCCAGCACGGCGGCAUUCCAACUAGUGCAGCUUGCGGUGGUGGCAGCGGCGGCCAAACAAACACCUGUACAAGCACGAAACAACAGCCGUUGCUGCUGCGGCUGCCUCACUUCCAGCAACAGAGCCGCGUCUGCAAAGCUUCAUAUCAAGGCUCCGAUAAAGCUGCCGAAACGCUAACCCAUCGAAACGCAGCAGCAGCAAUGGCGGCGCAGCAGCCACGCUCGCAGCCAUCACUAUCAAGGGUGGCGGCGGCGGCGGUGCUGCCGGCCCUGUUGGUCCUGCUGGCCUUGGGAGGCCCGGCGGCGCCGCGUCUCGUGUACGGCAGCGUUUAUACUGGUACGGAUUUCCCAUUUGAAAACUGCGUGCAAGAGCAACGGAAUUCCCCGUACUAUGCUACGCUGUACAGCUACCGGGAGAACCGGCUGUACAACACGUCGACAAUCUGUAUUCAAGUCCGAGUGCUGAGCACAUGCACACCCGGCAAGUACCGGUGUUGUACGACGGGAAUCAACAAGUUGAAAGUGUUCCCAGCCCUCAAGUGCCGCGGCUCCGUCGCCAGCGCGCUCGUCAACGGCAACCUUAUCAUGUCGUACUAUUGGGAGGAGCACAGCGGGUAUGACAUUCUCAAGGUGACGCCGCUGUCACAGUGGUUAUCAACCCCCGAGAAGGCUGACGGCGCAAUUCUGUGCCUCAAUCUCCAAGCGCCCUGCUGGCAGGCUAGCACGUUUUCGUACAAUUCACAGCUUCUGGAGUACGCGCUGUACGACAAGAAGGCCAACAAUUACGAAUGCUGCCCAACGGGCACCGUACUGUUCUCCGCGUCCGAGCCUGGGUUCCCCUCCCGCCCGCCGCCGUCCCGCAUGCCGCCCAUGCCCCCGGACGUGCCCAGUGAGCCGGUGGCGGCCUCACCACCCCCAAAAGUUAGGAAGCCCAAGCCGCCGCCUGCCCUCCCACCCUCACCGCCUCCAUCACCCUCCCCACCGCCGCCGAAGCGCGUGUCGCCGCCACCGCCACUGCAACGUUCCCCGCCGCCGCCGACCCCCCUGCCGUUGUCGCCGCUGUUGCCGCCACCGUCGAAAACGAAAAGGCCGCCGCCGCCGCCGCCGCUGCCGUCAGCCUCGCCGCCGCCGCCGCCGCGUGGCUGCGCCGUCACCGUCAUUGUGCACCGCUCCGCUGCUUCAACCCAGGGGGCCUUCACAAAUGACGUCUGCACACUGUACGGCACCCUGGUGACGCUGCCGCUGUACGACGGUACGGCAUCGCCACAGGCGACGUACACAUGUGCGAUUUCUGACCCCAGCAACAUGGCUUUGAACAUCACCCUGGCGACGGCGGAGGACGCCCGGGCGCUGCUGAGUAUAUACGGUGAUGCCGUACAGCGUCGAAACAUCGCGGCCUUACUGGGUCUGACUGACUGCAGCAACGACUUUGCGACACUGUCGACUAGCUGCAUGCAGGACUUGGCGCCCGUGACGGGAGCUACCUUGAACACGUGGAUUGGCCUUACGAUACGUACGGAUCAAGGCGCGGCCAUUCCGGGGUACAACACCGACGGCUCGAGGCUGUCAUUCAUCCCGGACGAUUUUCAGUACGACAGGGCGCGGUCUGCAGUACGGUACUACAUGUUGUCCUGCAACGCCGCCACGUCAUCCUGUGGCUUCCGCUACAGCCCUGGCGGCGCGACGGAUGUACAGCCGUCGUACAUUUGCGAGUUUCUGUAA
This is a messenger RNA of Volvox carteri f. nagariensis, 5790 nucleotides long. RefSeq lists its product as uncharacterized. The transcript has 13 exons. Bases 1 to 5790 code for a protein of 1929 amino acids. The record is from RefSeq and is a predicted model, not a curated record. NCBI's taxonomy places the organism in Eukaryota, Viridiplantae, Chlorophyta, Chlorophyceae, Chlamydomonadales, Volvocaceae.